AUGUCGGCGCCGCAGCCGUUGCCUCUGUUGUUGCCAAAGCAGCUCCAGUCUCUUGUUCUGGAAGGUGGAACUGAAAUUGUUGUGGAGACGCGACCGGGCGAACAGAGGCGUUUCUUUCUGCACGUUUUUGACGAGGCGGAGCGGGAGGAGGUGGUGCGUGCCCACACGACCUGCAGCAAGAUUCAUGAACGGAUGCUUGCGGACUUGAAAUGGGCACGGGUGACGCUAUGGAACGAUAUGCGGCUUCAACAGUACUUGUAUAGUCAUGACUGGAUGACGUGGCCAUCGCUCCCAGAGCUAUCGAGCAUGGUGGAUCUUGUGCGAUCCGCGAAGGAAACGGACGAGGUUCCUGAUUUUGUAGGUGCGAAUGCUCUGAAAAAGGCUCUAGACAUCAUUUCAAUGGAGCUGAUGUAUCCAGGCCUCCAUGCCUUAAAGGAAGAGCCUCUUGCGGGGCCGAUUAUGGCGUUUGGUACGACAAGGGCUGACGGCUGUGUGGUUGGGGAUAAGAUGCAUGCAUUGUUAGAUGGAGGCGCAGGGAGGCGUCUUGGAAGCUGUGUGUGGGUGUUGGAGCUUAAAACACAGUUCUUUACUCCUGACGAAGCUGUGCGUCUCCCGCUAACGACACGUGUGCGAGAAGAGUGUUUGCGGGUUAUGCAGCAGCCGUGCUUGGGCGGUGCUGCAGACUCUGGGGAUGCCUGGAAAGCCGUGUUGGCUGCACACCGUCGUCGAAGAGACGAGUUUGGUCUCGGUCUUUUCUGCAGCGUACCAGAAGCGUUGUUGCAGUUUGGUGUAACACCGGGACAUUUGGCAAGAACCAUGUGCGAGGCGGCGGAGAAGGGGCGUCGUGUCCGCCUGCGCGUUGGUAUUUAUGUGACUGUUUUGCAGCGAACUGAGGUGUAUGCCAUUACGCGUGCUCCUUGCCAGGGCGUUGGUGCAGGCGAUCAGUUGGAGCUUAAGGCUGCCUUUGAGCGAACGACAGGUCACCGCUACGACGCAUGCGAGGAGGCUGGCCUCCUACUACACAUAACGGAGAGAGAGACAUUGGAGGAUGCGCUACGUUUGCGUUUUUUGAGUCCGCUUGCAACCGCGCAUGAGAUAGCGGGGAACACGCCACUCACUUCGGCGGUACAACUGACGCGCGUUGUGGUGCGGUACAAUCCCUUUGCUCUUCUGCAUGGCCCACGGGUGGUGGGUGCAUUUCCCGAGAACUCCGGCGUUCGCGGGGCGUUGUCAGAACUACUAUUUUCGCGUGAGGGCUCCGCGCCUGCUGCUGCGCCUUCGCCCGGCGACCAGACCACGACGGCGACGGCGGCUACGAUGGCCUCUGCGACACUUACCGGGGAACAGCUUCGCCGUGCUUUGGAUGAGGCGGUGUUUAAGACCCUUUCUCUGGAACCCAUGAAGAAAGCAGUCCUGAGCGCGCACGGAAACAUGGCGAGGUUUCGACGCCUAGCGAACUUUGAGGCUCUUCUGAAAGAUUCGUUAAAGCGUAAUGCUGAGUACAGAGGGAGUAAAUAUUACUUGAGGGAGUGA
Trypanosoma rangeli is the source of this 1533-nucleotide messenger RNA. RefSeq names its product putative amino acid tansporter. The transcript has a single exon. Lineage: Eukaryota; Euglenozoa; Kinetoplastea; Trypanosomatida; Trypanosomatidae. Bases 1 to 1533 code for a protein of 510 amino acids. The record is from RefSeq and is a predicted model, not a curated record.